Molecule: messenger RNA, 1232 nt
Organism: Euleptes europaea (tarantolino)
Lineage: Eukaryota; Metazoa; Chordata; Lepidosauria; Squamata; Sphaerodactylidae
Gene: MSI1
Product: musashi RNA binding protein 1
Exons: 14
Coding region: 137-1210 (357 amino acids)
Cellular component (GO): cytoplasm
Molecular function (GO): RNA binding
Source: RefSeq, a predicted model, not a curated record
CCCCCCCUCCUCCCCUCCCCGCCCGGCUGAGAGGGGUCGGGGGAGGGGGCAGCAUGGCCUGGCCGCCCGGCCCCUUUUCCAACGCUCAGCUGCCCCGGGAGUGCGGCUGUGUUCCUCGCGGGGAGAAGAGGUCCGGAUGGAGACGGAAGCCAGCCCGCCCGGCCUCGCCUCCUCCGACUCUCCCCACGACCCCUGCAAAAUGUUCAUCGGAGGACUGAGCUGGCAAACCACGCAAGAAGGCUUGCGGGAGUAUUUCAGCCAGUUUGGCGAGGUGAAGGAGUGCCUGGUCAUGAGGGACCCGCUGACAAAGCGAUCCAGGGGGUUCGGGUUUGUCACGUUCAUGGACCAAGCUGGCGUGGACAAGGUUCUGGCCCAAUCCAGACACGAACUGGACUCCAAGACGAUUGAUCCGAAGGUGGCAUUUCCUCGCAGAGCACAACCCAAGAUGGUGACACGGACCAAGAAGAUAUUUGUGGGAGGCCUAUCUGUGAACACCACUGUGGAGGAUGUAAAACAGUAUUUUGAGCAAUUUGGGAAGGUGGAUGAUGCUAUGCUCAUGUUUGACAAGACGACUAACCGGCACCGAGGGUUUGGUUUCGUCACAUUCGAAAGUGAAGAUAUUGUGGAGAAAGUCUGCGAGAUCCACUUCCACGAGAUCAACAACAAAAUGGUGGAAUGUAAAAAAGCUCAGCCAAAGGAAGUGAUGUCCCCCACUGGCUCUGCAAGGGGGCGGUCCCGAGUGAUGCCUUAUGGGAUGGAUGCCUUUAUGCUUGGGAUUGGCAUGUUGGGCUACCCUGGCUUCCAGGCUGCCACCUAUGCCAGCCGGAGUUACACGGGCCUCGCGCCUGGCUACACUUAUCAGUUUCCUGAAUUCCGUGUAGAGCGGACCCCUCUCCCGAGUGCCCCCGUCCUCCCUGAGCUCACAGCCAUUCCUCUCACUGCGUACGGACCAAUGGCGGCAGCAGCAGCUGCAGCAGCUGUGGUGCGAGGGACAGUUUUGCUUCCUCCUGCAGGCUCCACCCCGAGCCGCACCGGUGGCUUCUUGGGCACUACCAGUCCUGGGCCAAUGGCAGAACUUUACGGAGCAGCCAAUCAGGAGUCAGGAGUCAGCAGUUACAUCAGUGCAGCAAGUCCUGCCCCAAGUACCGGCUUUGGCCACAGCCUAGGGGGGCCUUUGAUUGCAACAGCUUUCACUAAUGGUUACCACUGAAGUUGUGAACCAAGAAAGAAGG